GUAGUUCCAGGAGGCCAGCGCGGGCGAUUUGGAGUCUGGCUGGCAAAUUUUCCAGGUAUCCGCUUGUGCAGGGUGAGGGACAACCAUGUCUCUUGUAUUGGAUGACUCCCAGUGGCCUGAGCAUCUCGCCCCGCUGAAAGAAGUGGAUAACUUGUUGCGCUGUGGGAUAUGCUUUGAUUACUUCAAUAUUGCAAUGAUCAUCCCUCAGUGUUCCCAUAAUUAUUGUUCUCUGUGCAUACGCAAGACCCUGUCUAAUAAAGCUCAGUGUCCUACAUGUUGUGUGCCAGCUGUAGAACCUGACCUGAAAAAUAACCGGCUGUUGGAUGACCUGGUAAAAACUUUUAGUUCUGCAAGACAACUAUUAUUCCAGGCAGUUUUGGAUUCUCCAUCAGUUUUGCCUCCAGGACUUUUAACAGAGAAGGUUGUUGUCAAAGACCACAUUUUGAGUUCUUCAGGUGGUUUUGCUUUACGACAGGAAUGCCCAAGUAACUUUUUAGUCAAAGAACAGACACCUAGAUCAUUCAAGACCUUUGUGAGGGAAAGUAAGAAGAUCAAAGUGAAGGUGGAACAGGACCCCUAUGGUUUUGAAGAAGACCACAUGCCCCCGACCAAAGGAGCAGCAAGUGCAAGUCCUAAGGAAGAUACAAGACAACCUGAAACACCCUCGACUUCUGCAACAAAAGUUGUCACAAAGGUGGAGUGUCCAGUCUGUGGGGUUCCUGUUCACGAACUGCAUGUAAACGAACACCUUGAUAGCUGCUUAACCAGUGAUGAAAAGAAAGAAAGUCUCCGAAGCUCUGGACACAAAAGAAAGCCCCUGCCUAAAGUGGUGUAUAACUUACUUUCUGACCGUGAUCUGAGGAAAAGAUUGAAGGAGUAUGGACUGUCUACCCAGGGAUCAAAACAAGUGCUCAUUAAAAGACAUCAAGAGUUUGUUCAUAUGUAUAACUCACAGUGUGAUUCUUUAAAUCCCAAAUCAGUUGAAGAAAUAGUGAAAGAGUUGGAAAACAAUGAGAAGACUCGAGCACAGCUUGAAUCCAAGAUGGCUGGGAAUUAUGGCAUGACAUUUACAAAGCACCAGGCAGAGAAUGAAAUCGAUGAAAUACAUAGAGAUUACCGGAAGAAACACAAAGCUGAAUUUCAGCUUUUAAUUGACCAAAUGAAUAAACGGAAGAAAAAACCAAAUAAAACCCGAACAGAAAAGGAAGAACCAGAGAAGAAAGAACCAACAGCUGGAAAACAACUUUUAGAGAUUGAGGAAAGUCAGAGUGCUGCGGAACAUCCAGACUUGGCCUUCUGUAAAGAUGAGGCAGUCAAGAAAGAAGCUCUGGGCUGUGCAAGAAGAGCAUCUCUUCAUUUGUCUGAAGUCAAAGGAUUGAUUGUUGCAUCCUCCUCUGGAUCCUCAACCAGCUCAAGUUCAGACAUCAUAAGAGAUCUGGAAAUUGCUGGGAUGUGUUCAGACUCAACAGAAAACAACCGUUUGCCAGAUGUGAAAAUGGCCAAGAAAAAAUCAAGAGAUUGUAGGAGCAGCUCAACACAACCCAGGAGUAAGCGAAGAAAGGAGUAGCAAAACAAAUGUAAAUAUCCCAUUCUCUUGAAACUUUGCUCAAUGCUCUUGAUGUGGUGCCAUGGAAAUCACCAAAAUAUCCUGACUUCCUCCAAAGUUUGGCAAUAAACCUUCCUGUCUUAAACACAUUUACUUGGAAGUAAAUUCUGUUAACAGCACUUGUAAGUAAAUAAACUUCAUAGAUUUCAGCUGUUUAUCUGUAACUGCUUCAAGUCCUGAAACAAAGUUAUAUCUGUAUUGACUAGACACUUUUCAUUAAAGAUACCAUCUUACAAUAUUGGUGGCUUUUAGUGUUAAGAAUGCAUACUGGUUUGCUAAGUCAUCAUCUGUUUCCCCAGCUCCUUACCAUCCCCUUCUGUGUCAUAUUAACAGGGGUGGUUUGGGAUGGUUGAACUCUGCAACACUUGUGAAUGGACCAUGAUUGUCUUGCUUGUGGAGAAGACAGAUGUAAUUUGUAAGCAGCUGCAAAAUGCCUGAUUUAAAAUAGUUUAUUUUGUAUGGUGGUAAAUGGAAACUUUGAAGUCCUUAGGAAAAGCUUGGAAUAAAUAGAAGUUCCAAACUA
Messenger RNA from Sphaerodactylus townsendi, 2129 nucleotides. RefSeq names its product RAD18 E3 ubiquitin protein ligase (gene RAD18). Gene Ontology annotation, molecular function: ubiquitin protein ligase activity; single-stranded DNA binding. Gene Ontology annotation, biological process: protein monoubiquitination; DNA damage tolerance. The record is from RefSeq and is a predicted model, not a curated record. The transcript has 13 exons. Lineage: Eukaryota; Metazoa; Chordata; Lepidosauria; Squamata; Sphaerodactylidae. The coding region runs from base 86 to 1567 and encodes 493 amino acids. Gene Ontology annotation, cellular component: Rad6-Rad18 complex; nucleus.